This is a messenger RNA of Talaromyces rugulosus, 864 nucleotides long. RefSeq lists its product as uncharacterized. The record is from RefSeq and is a predicted model, not a curated record. The coding region runs from base 1 to 864 and encodes 287 amino acids. The transcript has 3 exons. Lineage: Eukaryota; Fungi; Ascomycota; Eurotiomycetes; Eurotiales; Trichocomaceae.
AUGAGCGCGGAGCAAAACAACGUUCCCGACGCAUGGGAAACAGACUGGGAAAUGCUGGCAGACAAGCAGGACCAGACUCCCGAAUCCGCCGACAAGAAAGUGUCUUCAAAGGUAACCAAAGCGCAACGUAGGGCUGCGCAGGCGGAAUUCAAUAGACAACUAUGGGCUGAAGCGGAUGCUCCGCAAACAUUCCACUACCUCGAGUCCAAAGCAGAUGUCGUCCCGCUCAAGCAGGAAUUCAAGCCUGCAGUCACCGUGCUGAGUCGCAGACCGCAGAUGGCCUCGAGGAACGGAGACGCUGCCACGGCCGGCCUUUCGGCCUUGAAUCUUGGACCAGAUGGGAAAGAAUUGUACGACUCUGACGAAGAAGCGAAUAAGGCCCCGGAGAUGACGCCGGAAGAACGACACGCUAAAGCUUUGAAAGACCGGGAAGAGAAACAGCGCAAGUACGAAGAAGUUCGUGAAAGGCUAUUCGGGAAUUCUUCGACUCCGGGUUCUGGCGCCUCAUCACCCGGUGGCACACCCCCGCCAUCCAGACAUCAGAGCAGCGGCGGUGAAGGGAACCGUGGUCGAGGACGCAAUCGAGGCGGUGGGAGAGACAGGGAUAACAGCAAUCGCGAGAAACGAGACUCUCCAGGAGCCAGUAAUAAUAAUAUGGGCAAGCAAAGACAACUAUACGACCCAAACUACGCUGCCAAAUCAAAUUCAACAUAUCUACAACGAAGAGAUCGUCCACAACAAUCUUCUACAGAAAGAUCCGAUACCGAGCAACAAGUCCCCAAGCAGCCUAUCAGAAACCCCAGAGGCCCCGAUAGCAACGGACGCGGCGGGUUUGGUUUUGGCCCUCGUGGAAGAGGAGCUUAA